Molecule: messenger RNA, 1797 nt
Organism: Fonsecaea nubica
Lineage: Eukaryota; Fungi; Ascomycota; Eurotiomycetes; Chaetothyriales; Herpotrichiellaceae
Exons: 10
Coding region: 1-1797 (598 amino acids)
Biological process (GO): transmembrane transport
Molecular function (GO): transmembrane transporter activity
Source: RefSeq, a predicted model, not a curated record
AUGGGCUCUAAUAAGGAACCUUUUGAGGAAGUGGAGCAGAUGGAGCAGCUGCGAGCGAGCAAGGACAUUGGCAACCAGGUUGAGCACCCAGUAGCAGAACCUCAUCUCAAUUGGCGCGUCAUUCCAGUUACUGUGGCCUUCUGGCUCGCAUGGUGUGCCUGGCAGUGCACCUUCAAUCUUCUCUCCGGGAUCCUCACCUAUGUCAAUGCUGACAUAGGUCCUGACCCCAACUAUACGUGGGCCGUCAUUGUGAUCAACAUUGGCAUAGCUGUUAUUUGGCCCAUCGCUGGUUCUCUUUCCGACACUUUUGGCCGACGAUACUUCUUCCUAAUCGGCCUGAGCUUUUCCUUGGUUGGGUCCAUCGUCGCGUGCACUGCUCAGAGUAUUUCUAUCCUGAUCCUUGGGAAUACCAUCCUCGGCAUUGGGACGGCGAUGCACCAAAUGAUCCUUGCGGGCAUCUCGGAGAUUUACCCAAACAAAUAUAGAGGCGUGGCAAUAGCAUCCGUGAAUUUCGUUUCCCUGCCCUUCGCCGGCCUCGGGCCCUAUGUUGCCCAUAUUAUCGUCGAACGUCUCACUUGGCGGUGGAUCUACUAUGUGGCCAUCAUCAUCGAUGUCGUGGCUUUCGUCCUGCUCGCCGUUUUCUAUCACCCGCCCAAGCCACAUCGGGAGCUCUCACGACGGCAGUUACUCAAGAACAUUGACUUCUUUGGUUUGGCACUUUUUGCACUGGGCCUCACGGUCUUCCUGGUGGGUGUGUCUUGGGCAGGGAGCACGUACUCCUGGAGUUCUGCUGCGGUCCUAGUCCCGAUGAUUUGCGGCGGUGCUCUUCUCGUGGCAUGUGGGAUUUGGGAGGUCUAUGGGACCAAGAAUCCUUUAUUUCCCUCGUUCCUAUUCAAGGAUAUGAGAGGAUUCACCAACGUCAUUCUCAUCUGCUUCGUGGCGUCGAUGCCGCUGCUCUCGUCGCUGACCUUCUGGCCGAUGCAAAUCGCCAAUCUCUACACGACAGACGCGGUCAAGAUCGGGCUCUAUACUUUACCCUUGACCAUGAGCACCGUAUUUGGAGGCGUCUUGACGGCCACGAUUCGAUGGUGGAAGCCUACAAACUACUAUCUGGUCGGGUGCGCGUGCCUCUACACCAUCUUCACGGGGCUUUUGUCGACUCUCGGACCCGGGGAUCUCAACAAGGCGUUGGCCUACGCCUUCUUGUACGGAUCGGGCGUGGGCCUUUUGGAGAUCGCCAUCAUUGUCAUCGUCCAGUUCUCGGUCAGCUCGGACCAUCUCGGUGCCGUUACUGGCAUCCUGAGCAGCAUGCGUGGAAUUUCCGGGGCCGUAGGAAUCUCCAUCUAUGGCUCGAUUAUUUCGACACGCUUGGCUCAAGACCUGCCGCAGAGAUUGGCGGGUGCCACACUCCCUCUGGGGCUGCCUGAGAGCUCAUUCCCUCUCCUCCUCCGGGACAUCUUCUCUGCCAACGUUGCGGGCAUCCCGGAGAUCCCAGGAAUCACACCGGCCAUCAUACAGGCCGCCGACACGGCAAGGAGGCUUUCUUGGGCUGAAGCAUUCAAACCGAUUUACUGGCUUGGAGCUUCGCUGGGGGUUGUAGCCGUCAUCCUGUCCUAUUUCACGCACGACAUUACCCCCAAGAUGGACAACCAGCUAGAUCUCGAUCUGAAAGAACAUGAACCUUCCCACCUUCACAACGUGCUUCCACAUCAUCAUCACCACCCCCACGACCACCAGCAGGAUGACAAGAAGGGAGAGGUAGAGCAGCGAGAAAUUCGUGUCCACUCGGCCGUCUAA